Molecule: messenger RNA, 1521 nt
Organism: Peniophora sp. CBMAI 1063
Lineage: Eukaryota; Fungi; Basidiomycota; Agaricomycetes; Russulales; Peniophoraceae
Source: the annotation of a GenBank genome assembly
AUGUCGGUUCUUGCACCAGCCCGACGCCUCUGGUUGGCUUGCGGGUUACCAGCGCAAACCAUCGAACAUCUGCACCUUUCUUCCCGUCCUGAUCCUGUCGUCAAGUCUCACUUCAAGCUCGGAACAGCCGCGGAGACUUCCAUUGGCCUCUCAGCGCUCGCGGCUGCGUACUUCCACCAACUCCGAACCGGCGAUAUCGAUGCCCAGGAUGUGAGCGUCGAUGCGCGGCAUGCAGCGAUCGAGUUCAAUAGCGAGAAGUACUAUCUGGUCGAUGGCCAGCCAACCGCGAACGAGCUCUUCGAUGAUUUGGCCGGAGUGUACGAGACGAGAGACGGCCACGUCAGACUGCACACCAAUUUCCCGCAUCACAAACGAGGCAUCCUCGAUAUCCUGGGAUGCGAUGCUCAGCGCGCAUCGGUCGCGGCGGCUCUCAAGGCAUGGUCCGCGCUAGAAUUUGAGCGCAAGGCUAUCGAACGCGGGAUGUGUGCGACCGCACUCCGCUCAUUCGAUGAGCUCCCCCUCUAUCCUAAGGAUCGCGACCUCUCCGCUGUAUCUCCAGUCAGGAUCACGAAGAUUGGAGACGCUCCGCGCCGGGAGGUUUCUGGGGACAAACAGUUCAUACAAGCACUACAAGGCAUGAGAGUGAUUGAUAUGACCCGCGUUCUAGCUGGCCCUGUGUGUGGAAGGACGUUAGCAGCGCACGGGGCCGACGUGCUUUGGAUCACAUCUCCCAACCUUCCCGACCUUCCCGACUUAGAUGUCGACACAUCCCGUGGAAAGCGGACUGCACAACUCGAUCUGAAUGACGCCAAGGCUCGCGACCAGCUCCGCGACCUGCUGUCCGCAUCGGACGUAUUCCUCCAGUCGUACCGCCCGGGUGGCCUCGCAUCUCGUGGGUUCUCGUCUGAGCGUGCCGCCACACUCCGCCCUGGCAUAGUGUGUGCCAACCUUAGCGCAUAUCCGCCCGACUCGGCGUGGGCCGAGGUCAGAGGGUUCGACUCGCUGGUCCAGACGAUGUCGGGCUUCAAUGUGGCGGAGGCCAGAGCGUACGCAGCGUAUAUGCGUGCGCAGGGCGCGGAAGCUGACGAGCUCGCCGCGCUGCCUCCGUACCGCGCUUUGCCCAUGCAGGCGCUCGACCAUGCAGCAGGGUAUUUCCUCGCAUUCGGGAUUGCCGCGGCGUUAUGCAGGACAAUAACGGAGGGCGGCAGCUGGGAGGUCCAUGUCUCGCUCGCAGAGACGAUGCUGUGGAUCAAGAACCUCGGCACGCUCGACCCCGCGCAGGCAUUUGGAGAAGAACUCGCGCUGCCAACAAAGGCAUCGUUACCCCCGCACCCUGAGAUUGCGGGCCUUUACACGACGUUGGAGGAGUGCCUCGCCGGCUCAGCUGCGGAUACCGCACAAUCGGGACCGAGACGCACGUUGACCGCGAUACGGCACUCUGCAGUCAUGUCUCGCACACCUGUACGGAAGGGUUGCGCGCCGAUGAAACCCAAUGCUCAAUGUGUUGGAUGGAGUACUUAG